CUAAUUGUUCAUUGUGCUCUUUGCUGUCUUAGUUUGUUUCUGCUAAUGAUCUAUACACACUUGCAGCUAACAAUAUACUGUAUACCUUGGUGCAAGAAACUAAUAUGAACAGAGCCUGAUCAAAGAGUUUCAAAAAGGGUGCCAAAGAAACAAAACGGAAGCACCACAACAAAGGCAGAGAUUUGGAUUUCGGGGUGAAUUCAAAAGAAACAAGUGAAGAAACCAAAUCAAUAUUCCCCAAGAUAGCGAUCAUCAUUUAAUGUCUUAAGGUGAUUCUACAAGAAAGCUAUCACUUCUUUACAGUACACGAAUGGUAUACCAAAACCAUGAAUCUUGAGAAGCUAUUUGUGUUUCAUAAAUUCUUUUAAAUAUUUUCAUUUUCUCCAAAUCAUUCAAUUUUAGACGACAGAAUUGAACCAUACCAAUUCACAUGAGCAAAGAUUAACACGUAACUCUCUCUCUCUCUCUCUCUCUCUCAUGGCGUUCUAUAUCGAAGAAGAGGUGUGGAAAUGUCCAAAACACCCCUCAAAGCGUCGCAGAAACGGAGUGUGCCCCGUUUGCCUCAAGGACCGUCUCGUCAUUCUCUGCCCCGACUGCGCUAACGUGCGCCCCUGCUCUUGCGCCGCCGCCACUUCGGCUUCUUCAUCCUCCGACGGACAGCCGAACUUAUUACGACGGUCUGGAUCCGUCGGGAUCAACUUUCUCCGGUUCAGUUACGCUCGCUCUUUCUCCGGCCGGACGAACCCGACGGGGACCGGAAAGAGCAAGACGCCGUCGUUUUGGUCGAUCGUCUUGCGGUCGAGCAAGAGCAUGAGGGAACCUGCAGGAGUAUAGGGAAAACGGUUACCGGGACGAGAAAAUCGCGGAGUUCACGGGGCUAAUGAUGAGGUCGAGAUCAGGUUCCGGAAAUUGCGAACAGGGUGGACGGCGGCACUUUCCCGGCCAUAUGAAGAUUUCCCGGCAUUCCAACCAGGCGAAAGUGGUUCAAGCUAGAGCGUUACCCGUCGUGUAAUGUUUGACUACUGCUUUGGUUAUAGG
This is a messenger RNA of Cuscuta campestris, 1038 nucleotides long. The record is from the annotation of a GenBank genome assembly. Lineage: Eukaryota; Viridiplantae; Streptophyta; Magnoliopsida; Solanales; Convolvulaceae.